Molecule: messenger RNA, 1545 nt
Organism: Penicillium digitatum Pd1
Lineage: Eukaryota; Fungi; Ascomycota; Eurotiomycetes; Eurotiales; Aspergillaceae
Product: putative nucleoside transporter
Biological process (GO): transmembrane transport
Cellular component (GO): fungal-type vacuole membrane; plasma membrane
Molecular function (GO): transmembrane transporter activity
Source: RefSeq, a predicted model, not a curated record
AUGGCCUAUGAUCCGGAGAAAGGCCUUGCAACUGGCCAGCAGCCCACUGAAAAGCACAGGUCACCGGAGGUGAUUUCAGUGGACGAUGCGCCCACUCACGAGACCGGUUUCCUCGCUAGGAUUCGCGCCCUAGAAGCCAGGCUUGAUAAAAAACUCGGGAUAGAGUCUGACGCCAUCGAGCGCAAGCGUGCUGAAGAUAAAAGAGAGGUCCAUUGGGUGGAGGAGAUAUCAAUGGCGGCCCUGUGGGCGAGUAGCACGAUGAACACGUCCUGCUUUGCGACUGGCUUCCUCGGCUGGGAAUUUGGCCUGACGAUGAAACAAUCGAUGCUCAUUUCGAUCUUCACUUCCAUGUUGGCUGCAUCGAUGAGUGGCUUCUGUGCGACCUUUGGCGCUGUGACUGGCUUACGUCAAAUCAGUGUCAGUCGGUACAGCUUUGGUUGGUGGCCUAAUAAGCUGGUUGCCUUGCUGAACGGUAUCCAACAAUUGGGAUGGGCUGCUGUCGCAUGUAUCACUGGAGGUCUUGCAUUGACGGCAGUCUCCGAUGGCCACGUCUCUUUGAUUCUUGGGAUUGUGAUCUUGGCUGUCGUGGCCCUGUUGAUUUCGUGUGUCGGAUUGAAAGCCAUUUUGGUUUACGAGAGAUGGGCCUGGAUGGUCUUUUUGGUCAUUUUCCUGAUCAUCUACGGCGAGACCGGUCAAUAUGCAAACAAUUCGGCCCCGGCUACCGUGACCGGUUCCUCUUUGGCAGGGGCCGUUCUCAGUCUUAUGGCCAUUGUUUACGGAUCCAGUGCCUCGUGGUGCACAAUGGCUAGCGACUACUAUGUCCACUAUCCGGCCAAAACGAGUCGGUUGAAGGUUUUCCUCAUGACAACCUUUGGUAUCUCGAUUCCCACUUCGAUCGGCUUGGUCGCUGGCUGCAUGGUCGCGUCCGCGUUAAACACUAAGCCCGAAUGGUCCGCCGCUUACGACAAAGGGAUUGGCUAUCUCAUUCAAGAGAUGCUUCACCCUCGCGGAUUCGCCAAGUUCCUCCUUACACUCCUCGUCUUGUCCGGCAUCAACGUCAAUGUCAUUAGCAUUUAUAGUUCCGCCAUCUCCUUCCAGCAACUUGCCCGGCCCUUCGCUCGAAUUCCUCGGUCUCUCUGGACAUUGUUCUGCUUCACCUGUAUCCUUGGCUUGUCAAUUGGUGGCCGGCAAAAGCUGAACGAAUACCUUCAAGACUUCUUGAGUCUGCUGGGAUACUGGUGCACAAGUUAUGCCGUUAUCGUGUUCCAGGAGCAUUAUGUCUUCCGCAAAGGCAACUUUGAUAACUACGAUCUCGAAGGGUGGAACGACCCGGCCAGGCUUCCGUUGGGAAUUGGCGCAAGUGUGGCGUUUGCUCUUGGGAUUGUGGCGUGGUGCAUGGGCAUGGAUGAGACCUGGUAUAUCGGUCCACUUGCUGCGAAGAUUGGAGAUACCGGUGCAGAUGUUGCGAACGAGUUCACAUUCGUUGUGACCGCUGUGACGUAUCUACCCGCAAGAUACUUGGAACUCAAGUACUUCGGUCGAUAA